This is a messenger RNA of Triticum aestivum (bread wheat), 1493 nucleotides long. RefSeq lists its product as uncharacterized. The transcript has 3 exons. Lineage: Eukaryota; Viridiplantae; Streptophyta; Magnoliopsida; Poales; Poaceae. The record is from RefSeq and is a predicted model, not a curated record. The coding region runs from base 157 to 762 and encodes 201 amino acids.
GGGAAUGUUUCCGAACUAGUAAGAAAAAGGCCCAACCCAGGUCGACCUUCCCCGAUCCUAAUCCCCCACCCGCCGCUCCUCUCGACCCAACCGGCGACGUGCUCGCCGCUCCACCCCCAACCGGCGCCGCUGCCACUACCUUGCCCUCAACCGGAGAUGCGGCCACCGCCCUGCCCCCAACCAGAGAUGUUGUCGCCACCACCGUCACCUGCGCUCACCACCGCCAUCGUGGCCCUGACCACCAACCGCGCCUCCGCCGUGUCCUCCCCCUGCUUCAACUGCAGCAGCAGCCUCCCUUCCCCUUGCUUCCACGACGGCGGCAGCUCUUCGUCCCCGACCGGUGCAGCGGCUGCCUCCAUCCCACCCCGUGAGAUCCGCAACAAAUGCCCCCAUCCACCCCGCGGGAUCCGCCACUGCCGGAGCCGCCCUCCGCCCUGCCAUGAGUUGCAGCCCCCGCUUCGGCGCGUCGCUGCCGGCAACAGUUCCGGCGAUGAAGGGCUUCGCCUUCUCAUCGACCUCUGCACGGGGACCUCUGCCGACGGUCGUCCCACCCUUGGUGUUAGCUCAGGCUGCUACCUCGACGUCACGCGUAGAUGCAAGCUGGCCAUGGGGUGGCCACCCCUUGUGCGUGACCUGCACAGGCAUCUAUCGUCGACCUUCUUCGGCGCAUGUCAUCGACCUUCCCCGGCAUCUCUCACGCCAUGCGCGGCUCCCUAUCCAUGUGCCAUAUCCCGCAGGUCUGUCCCUCCUUCCCCGGCUUGAUGUCCUAAGCAGUGGUGGACGCAGCUACCUGAGGGAGCGAAGCCCGGCCUCCCAGCACCCGCAGUCGCACUGGACCCUACAAAAAGUAAAUAAAUCGCAAGUUCAGAAUAAAAAAACCGAGAAGUUCAAAAACAACCUUUACUGCCUUAUGUUGUUUGCCAACAAUCUUCAGUUUCUUCAGUAACUCGUGCACAUUUUGCCUAAGCUAGUAUGUUCAGAAUCUUAAAUUGAUAGUUGACCUACAGGGAUAACCAUGUUGAUGGUGAUUGAAGGAUUCCUAUAAUAUUAUUAUAGAGACUGAAGGCCAACUUUUAUGCAUGAUGUGGGAGGAUCCCAGGAAUUGUUCUUGACCAAUCGAUGGAUUUCGAGAGAUGCAUUCAUUUCUCACAAGUUUCCAGGGGUUCAAGCUCAUUUAUAUAAGGAAUGCUGAAGGUUCAACAGCAGCACACUGUUUACUGUUAAGAGCGCCUACAAAUUAGCAUACUCUCUCAAAUCUCAAACUGGAACACGUGCUUCUUGUUCGUCUAACGAGCUGUAUGACCGAAGUAUUUGGGACAUUAUUUGGAAGUCCAAAGUUCCUGGAAGAGUUAGUAUUCGGUAGGAGGGUCGCUACAGGCACAUUGGCUACCAAGAAGAAUAGGUGGAAGCGCUCACCGGAGACCAAAGUGUUUGUAGUCUCUACUCCUAAUGGAGCAGUUGGUAGUCUCGCUUCCAGGUUUUUUUUCGUCCCA